Triticum dicoccoides is the source of this 627-nucleotide messenger RNA. Its product is annotated as putative lipid-transfer protein DIR1. The record is from RefSeq and is a predicted model, not a curated record. Bases 59 to 376 code for a protein of 105 amino acids. Lineage: Eukaryota; Viridiplantae; Streptophyta; Magnoliopsida; Poales; Poaceae. Gene Ontology annotation, molecular function: fatty acid binding. Gene Ontology annotation, biological process: systemic acquired resistance. The transcript has a single exon.
ACCUAGCUAAGACCAAAAUCUCCAAUAGCAAUCCACUAGAAAACAAAUACCAGCAUCCAUGGCUAAGUCACAGGCAUUGGUUCCAGCACUGCUGCUUGUCCUGGUGGUGUCCCUCACCGCGAUAGAGGGUGUUCAUGGCAUCUGUGGCAUGUCAAAUGAUGAAUUCAAGCUUUGCCAGCCUGCGGCUGCAGUGGAAAACCCAAUAGACAGUCCGUCGGCUGAGUGUUGUGCCGCGCUUGGGAAGGCCAACCUAUCGUGCAUUUGCCGCUACAAAGGCAUCGCCGGCAUAUGGCUGAGGAUGUACCACAUCGAUGCGGACCGUGCUAUGGCGCUGCCCGGCAAGUGCGGCCUCAUUGUGCCCAGCAACUGCUCGUGAUGAUCGGAUGCACUAUCCAUGAAUGUGUAGGUGUCGAUCGGUCUAGAUAUGCAUCAACAUUAAUACGGCUAAAUAAGUGGAGGAGCACUUGAAAGGUCUUAUUGUUGUUGUAUGAUUUGAACGUGUGUCUAUCUCAUUAAUCUAUCGUUGAACGAUAGUAUGUAUGUAUACUGGACGUGUAAGGAGGGCAAAAGUGCCUUAAGCGUCCCAUGAUUUAAUAUUUUAAGUUGUGAGUUUGUUAUUGCCCAAAA